CCCCCUUACAUGAAAAUCCCCCAUCAGACUCCCCCCUUACAUGAGAGUCCCCAUCAGACUCCCUCCUUACAUGAGACUCCCCAUCAGACUCCCCCCCCCUUACAUGAGAGUACCCAUUAGAAUCCCCACUUACAUCCAGGUCCCCAUCGGAAUCCCCCCUUAUAUCCAGGUCCCCAUCAGAAUCCCACUUUACAUCCAUAUCCCAAUCAGAAUCCCCCUUACAUCAAAGUCCCCAUCAGAGUCCUCCCUUACAUCCAGCUCCCCAUCAGAAUCCUCCCUUACAUCUAGGUCCCCAUCAGAAUCUCCCCUUUCAUCAAAGUACCCAUCAGAGUCCCCCCUUACAUCCAGGUCCCCAUCAGAGUCCCCC
Messenger RNA from Staurois parvus, 367 nucleotides. NCBI's taxonomy places the organism in Eukaryota, Metazoa, Chordata, Amphibia, Anura, Ranidae. The record is from the annotation of a GenBank genome assembly.